UCUAUUUGUCUCUCUCCGCCUCCAGUUACGGAAAUUGGCAUCUACAUACUGAAGUCAAUUAAAACAUGGCUGAUAGUGAUUCUGAGCGAUAUACGAACGAUCUCAUUAAUGAUGUCGAUAAUUCCAAUAUUUGUGAUGACAAUAAUUUUGCGACAGGACCUCGAGUUGUGACUAUAUAUAAAACCGAGACAGGUUUCGGGUUUAACGUCCGAGGACAGGUGAGUGAAGGAGGCCCUUUAAAAAGUAUCAACGGUGAAUUAUACGCCCCAUUACAGCAUGUAAGUGCGGUUUUGAAAGAAGGCGCAGCAGAAAAAGCUGGUAUACGUAAAGGUGAUCGAAUAUUAGAAGUAAAUGGUAUCAAUGUUGAAGGAGCUACACACAAACAAGUUGUUGACUUGAUCAAAUCUGGUGGAGAUAAAUUAACAUUAACUAUAAUUUCUGUAACUCCUCAGGAAGCUGAACGAUUGGAACCAAGUGAUGAUUCUUCUGGCUAUUCGUAUAUCGAUUACAGUGAAAAACGUUCUUUGCCUAUAUCAAUUCCUGAUUACAACUGGGUAGAGAAAGGAGAAAAGUUUGUGGUUUUUAAUAUUUAUAUGGCUGGCCGACAUUUAUGUUCUAGACGGUAUCGUGAAUUUGCCAACCUUCAUAUGAAUCUAAAAAAAGAAUUUCCAGACUUUAACUUUCCAAAAUUACCUGGUAAAUGGCCCUUUACUUUAUCUGAUCAACAGUUAGAUGCCAGAAGGAGAGGUUUGGAGCAGUAUUUAGAAAAAGUAUGUGCUGUUCGUGUGAUUGCUGAAAAUGACAUAAUGCAAGAAUUCCUGACUGAUAUGGAUGAUGAAAAUGGUGGAAGUUCUGCUGCUGUUGAUCUUAAAAUAUUGCUGCCUGAUCAUUCAACUGUCACUGUUAAUGUUAGAAAAAAUAGUACUACAGAAGAAGUUUAUCAAGCUGUUAUUGAAAAGAUUGGUAUGUCUAAAGAAGUCUCUAAAUUUUUUGCCCUUUUUGAAAUCGUGGAGUAUGGUUUUGAGAGGAAAUUGCAAUUAAAUGAAUAUCCACAUAAUCUCUACAUUCAGAACUACAGUACAGCCACGUCAACUUGUUUAUUAAUUCGAAAAUGGCUUUUUACCCUUAGUAAAGAAAUUGAAUUAACAGAAGACAAUAUGGCUGCAACAUUUUUUUUUUGGCAGGCUAUUGAUGAUGUAAAUAAAGGUCAAAUAAAACCUGGAAAUAAAUUAUAUGAACUUAAAGCUUUACAAGACUCAUCUCGGAAGUUAGAGUAUUUGAAAUUGGCAAGGAAGCUUGAUGGGUAUGGAGAAAUAUCUUUUCCUCAUUGUGCAUGUGAUGCCAGGAAAGAGGGCCAUGUUGUAGCAACUGUGGGACUAACAAAUUUCAAGUUACAAGCAUGCAAGGAUGAUGGUACCCUAGAGUCUCAAAUUAUAGAUUUCAACUGGGAGACUGUAAAAGAAUGGGAACUUGAUGAUGAAGGAAUGUCAUUCAGUUUUAAAUAUGCACCUCCUGAUAAGAAACCUCGUUAUGUCAAAAUAUAUACUCCUUAUUAUGUGUUUUUGUAUGAUUGUUUUGUAAGGAUACAAGAAGAAAGGAAAUGGAAUAUGAAUGGAGAAUAAGUUACAUGCAAAUGCCUAAUUUGUCUGCAUGAAUCAGCAUCACUGCUCAUAGUCAUCAUUUUCCCAUCUGAAUUUGGUGACCUGCAAGACAUAUUCUAAUUCAAGUUUUCUGAAUCAGAAUUUGAUCCAUGUAUAUUUCAUAAAAUAUGGAAAAUAUGUGAUUGUAAAAAACUUGUAUAUGAUUAUAUUAUGUAGAUUAUGCUGUUUUUAAGAACUGAAAGUUAAUGCUGAGAAAGAAUAUUUUUUCAGUGAAAAGUUGUAAAUUCUUUUGGUUUUAUUUGUGCUGCAUUAAUUAUUUAUCAGUUUUUCCAUGUACAUUCAUGUUAAUUUUUAAUAAGGUUAAAUAUAUCUCCUUGUUAUAUUAAAACAUUUUAGCAAUAAAAAAAGAAAAUAUUUAUAAUAUUUCUCAAUAUUGUUUACUAUAUUUAAUAAAAAUAUAGUUCCUUCGGUUUUUCUGCAUUGAUAACUAUUUUUUCCUUAUUAUGUUAAGGGCUAUGUUUCUUGCAGAAAAACUUAUAUUUAGCUAUUUGUCUUGCAUAUUUUUUGUAAAUUUUUUCCUUUUAAAUUUAUAUUUAACUAUGUUUUUUUCAAGUUUUGAAAAAAUCAUUAAUCUUUCUGUUGAUACUCAGAACAUGACAAUAAUUAAAUGGUAUUCCAUUCUUUCACGUGAAGAACAAAAAGAAGCUAAAUUUUUUUUUUUAAUGUGUGAUAAAAAAGGGAUUUCAUUUUUCUUUAAAUGUUUGUAACUUUUAUAUUAAACUGCAGAUAUUUAUUGUACAUUAAGAAAAUUCUAUAUAUAUUUCUUAUGUUUUCAAAUGUUAUACAAUUCAAUUUUAAAAUGUUACAUUAUUUUUUUCUCAUAUUUGAGUAUUAAAAUCUUUAGUUUAUGUAGAAAUGUUGCAAGUUUUUCCCCUCUGUCUUUUGAUUGUUGGCUUUAAACAUGACUAAUUCUCCUACCUCUUUCUUUAUAUACAUGUACAAAUUUAGUUAUUAAAUCUAUAUACAUGUUUUUAAAGAGAUUCGUAUAAAAACAUUCACUGUCAUUUUUAAAAAUAUGCCUUAUUCCCGCUCUUUAAUCUUUAUUAAGUAAAAUAUUAAUGAUUUUAUACAAGUGUUAUAUUUAUUAAAUAACUAUUUAUACAUAUAUUUUGGGGCAUAUUUACUCUUUUAAAAAGUUAAAUAAUUUCUUGUCUUUUCAAAGUAAUUAAAUAUUCCAUACACCAGCUAAAACACAUAACUCUAGAUUAAUAUGUGAUAUGUAUUUACAAAAUAUACAGUGUACAUUAUAUUGUUUUAAAAUUUUAUAAUUAGGAAAAAAAAAACUAUUACUCUUUUAGGUAAAAAUGAAUAUGUAUAUAGUCCUAAUCUCUUAGAAUUAUUCACAAUGUUCCUGUAAAUAAUUUCAGCAUAUAUUCAAAAGCAUAAGCAUCUUGAUAUGAUUAUGGUAUAUCUGAUUCAAAUAAAUUGAAAUUCUUAUUUAAUAAAAAAUUUGCAUAUUCUUUUAAAAAUUAAUAUUCAUAAUAAAAAAUAAUAAUAAUAAAAAUAAUAAAUUAAUAUUGAAAAUUGAUAUUCAAAAGAAAUGAGUUCAUGAAAAUGAAUGAACAUUCAUUUUUCAUUUUUGAAGAAUAAUUUUUCCUGAAUGCUAAAUUACAAUAAAAAAUAGUCUAUUGCUUGUGUAUUAUAAGACUGUGAAUAUGCUGCUUUUUAAAUCUAUUUAUUUAUAUAUGAGUCAAGAUGUGAUUAAAUUUUUUUUUUCUUUUAUAUGUACUGUUCCUUAUCUUGUGAAGUCAUUUUUAGAUCAUUUCUAAUGAAUUCAUUAUUAUGUAGCUUUUGAAUAUAUUAUUUAUAAAUGUGGUGUUAAUUGCAAUAUAUGUUUUGUCAUGUCAUUAUUUCAUUCUGUGAUUAUAAUAUGGAUGAUGUGCCAUCUUUUUUUAUGCUUUUUAAUUUUUUAGUAUUAGUAAUAUACAUAAAGGGAAAAUUGCAAUUAGUUUUGUUAUCAGUUUUAAAAUAUAUCUGUAAGCAUACUCUUAAUUUUUAAAUUACUUUUCUUUCUAGGAAAGAUUACUAUAGAAAUUGUCAUUAUUGUUAUCUUUUAUAUAGAUACUCCACCCUUCAUUUGAGAAGCAUACUUGGCUCAUUUUCCAGAAAAUGCUUAAAAAACAAGUAACUGUGAAGGGGAAUUAAAUUAAUUUUUAUAAAAAUGUUUCAGUGCCAUUAAAAUUGUUUCAUAAAAGUAAUAAAGUUUGGGAAUAUAAAACAAUAUAAAAAAGUGCAUCCUGUCCUUGGACUAUUACAUUCUAUUUCUGAUUAUUUUGUGAAUAUUGUAAUUUAAAAAUUUUUGUUGUAUUCAUUUUUAUUAGUUAUCAGAUAUAUUUAGAUAUGUUAUGUGUAUGUGCAUAAGACUAACAUAUGUAAUAAUUUGGAUAUGAAUUAUGAAAAAUCCUAUUGUCAGAAGACUGUAUAUCAUGCUUGUGGUUAACAAAUUUAAUAGCCCACCAUACAAUUAUGUAUGUGCUGUAAUGUUGGAAGCAGUGUAGCAAUUUUGGAUAUGAUUAAUAUUGUGUACUUCAUUUUAUUAAGUCCAUUAGGUAUGCACUCUUAUAUGUGGAAUAAAUGUUACUCUUAGAGAUCAAAUUCGUUAUGUGUAUGAUCAAAGAAAAACAGAAUGAGAGUAAUAUACUUAUUAUUAAAGCUCAGUAUUGGGUAGAAACAUUUUAAUCUGAUAUCUUAUGUGUAUAACCUUAAAGAUGCAUGUUUUAUAUUAAUUAAUAAUCCAAUAAUAAUUUCUAGAAACAUCACACCAAAUACUAGAUGCAAAUUUAAAAUAUUGGCAAUUAUGUAUCUUUUGAAAUUGUAAAAUAAUUAUGCAUAAAUUUAAUUGAUUUAAAAAUUGUUUUUGAUACCUUACAUUAUAUUUAAUGACUGUUAAUCAUAUUAAAAUACUCAUAUUUAAGCUACAAUUUAAUUUGACAUUAAAUACAUGAUCUGACAACUGUCACUUUAUUAUCCAAAACAUUUAAAUAAAUGUUAAAUUAUUUGGAAACAUUGGGAAUCUGGAAUAAAACAAACUGUGCUAAUUGCUGCAAAUUUAUAAUUUUGUACAUUAAGUUGUUUUGUUAAUGGAUAGAAAUAUCCUAUUCAAGAGCAGUUAAUCAUGUCUUGGGUAUGCAUUUUUUAAAAUAUUUUAGUCCCUCAAAUAUUAUAUAAUCCUGGCGAAUUACCAUAGGUUAUAAUGAAGUUGAUAAGUUCAAACAUGAGAAAAAUUUUUAACUGUAGAUAAAAAUUUUUUUGCCCCUUCUCUAGAAAUGCUGCAUUUUGUGGAGAAUGACCUAUUAUUGAUCGUUAUGCAAUGCUUAAUAAAAAUAAGAGUUGCAAUGAAAUUUUUAUUAAAAUAAAAAUUUAAUUAAAAAAAUAAUACAGUGCAAUAGAUGCUUUCUUAAAAUUUCAAAGUAAGAAUUUAUGAUGUCCGAACAAGGCUGUGUAUACAUUAAUUGAAGAAACAACAUGAAAUGCACAAUUAUAUAUUGAAUAAAUACUUUAUUAUAUUAUUGCUACAUAAUAUUAUUUGCUGUAUGUGAUGUAUUUGCAGCUAAGUUCUGCAUAACAUGUAGUUAAAUUGCUUGAAAUAUUUUUUCAUUUUAUGAAUAAAAUGUAGAAGACUGAUUUCUGAUGAAAAAUAAUUUGAAUCGUAGUAAUUACUGCUUCUUUUUAGUAGAAAUUGCAAACUAUUAGUAAAUAACUAUGCAUAUGUAUAAAUUCUUGUGCAAUUUACAUAUAGUAUAACUGUUAUAACUCUCAUACUUAAACGUAUGUUAACAAACUGCUUGAAGCUCAUGAAAGCAUGUUACUGCUUGUUUUUUGUCUUUUAUAGUGGAAAGAAGUCGCUUUUCUUAUAAAUGUAGAAAUUAAUGGAUCAUCAUAUAUAUAAAUAUAUAUAUUUUUGAAAUAAUUAGCUAAAUAUUAAAACUUGAGAGAAUAUUUUUGUGAAAAGGAAAAAAAAUUCUGUAUGCAAUUUAAAGGUUUAAGGAAGUAAAUUUUUUUUUUUUAAUUGGGAAAAGGGCAAAUUAUACUUUCAUUCCAUUUAUAAUAGGCUUUCCUUCUCAAAAUAAUUGUAAGACUUCAUGAAAUUCUGAUGAUUUAGUCAUAUAAGAAUUUAAGUUUGGAGAAACUUCUCCAUGAUUCCCCAAGCAAUCUUUUUCUUUCAUAAGGCAGAUAUGUAGGAAAAGUGUUUUAUUAUUAUUUCUGUUUUGUAGUGUGCAAAAAUGAAUGCCACAAAUAAAAAGUAUUGUUAACAAGAUAUCAAUUAAUAAUACAUAAGAAAUAAAGCAUAAUAAGCACAAUGCUAUGUUUAAUAUUAAGUAAGCUUAAUGUAGCAAGAUCUCCAUAAAGGAUUUCCCAACCAAAGAUGACAGCAUACCAAGGUGUAAUAAUGCACAAUUUUUGAAUUUCUUGGUAUGAAGUGAAUUAUAGAAAUGUUUAACCUUUUAUAUAUGUGUUACAUAGAAUCAAAAUUCAUAAAUUUACUUGUUUUUCAGUUUUUUAUAUUAAAUUACAAACACGUAUAAUUUUUCAACACUUCAAAAUGUCAUCUUUAUAACUGGUUUCUUCACUUUGUUGCUAACAUAAUUUAUAAUUUUAACCAAAUAUGAAAAAGGUUGUUUUCAGGUAAUUUUCAAUAAAUGUUGUAUUAACUCUUUAUAAAAGUUCCUGAUUAUUUAAUUAUUCAUUUUCAGCAGAUUUUUUUUUUUUUUUUUUUUUUUUUUAAUUCUUUGAUUUUUUUUUUUGGAACUUGUUAGCAAUUAUCUACUGUGUAAAUUGUUUAAGACAGUAUCAUAAAGAACUUUUAUAAGGAGAUGUUACAUGAAUAAUAAGUUAUUUAAAUUUUCCUAUAUGUGGGAGCAGCAUUUAUUUGUUUUGUAAUUUUUGUUGGUGGUAUCUGCUUGCAGGGAUCUUGAGAUAUAGAGACUUAUGCAUAUUUCUUAUAAUAGGCUACUGGAUUUCUUAACUGUUAUGUUUUUAACAGUAUCACUUAUGUUUGAUAUAAAAAAUAAAAUCACAAAAUUUAGCAUAAAAAAAUGUGGAAAGCAGUCUUUUAAAAUGCUG
This is a messenger RNA of Stegodyphus dumicola, 6725 nucleotides long. It is a transcript of the gene Snx27, whose product is annotated as sorting nexin 27. Lineage: Eukaryota; Metazoa; Arthropoda; Arachnida; Araneae; Eresidae. Gene Ontology annotation, molecular function: phosphatidylinositol-3-phosphate binding; protein binding. Gene Ontology annotation, biological process: signal transduction; intracellular protein transport; endocytic recycling. Gene Ontology annotation, cellular component: early endosome. The record is from RefSeq and is a predicted model, not a curated record.